Messenger RNA from Camellia sinensis, 5374 nucleotides. RefSeq names its product ABC transporter C family member 10. Gene Ontology annotation, biological process: transmembrane transport. Gene Ontology annotation, molecular function: ATP binding; ABC-type transporter activity; ATP hydrolysis activity. The record is from RefSeq and is a predicted model, not a curated record. Gene Ontology annotation, cellular component: membrane. Lineage: Eukaryota; Viridiplantae; Streptophyta; Magnoliopsida; Ericales; Theaceae.
CCAACAGACGUGAGCCAUGACGAUUUCUCACUUUCCAUAUUCCUCCCUCUAACCCGAACCUCACAGACAUAAUCUGAAUUGAUGUAUGUGUCAUGUCUAUAUAAUCAUCCUCCUCCUCACUUUCUUUUCCACUCGUAUGAGGAAAAACCCUCCUCAAUAUCAAAUAUUGCCUGUUCAAUAAUUGUGGCGUGUUGAAACUUUUGGAAUUGGAGCGUUUUGGUUUAAUGUGGAUGAAUGUGCAGAAAGCUCUGCCAAAAAAGGUUUGACAGGAGAAUCAAAAAAAGGCCCUGCAUUUUUUGGCCACUUUCGAGUUUGCUGGGGGGAAAGAAAAAAAAAAGUACUGAGAAAAAGAAAUGGAGGGCCUGUGGACUGUGUUUUGUGGAAAAUCUGAUUGUUCGGCUGUCAAUGGAACGCCUUGCGACACUGAUUUUUCAAUGGUGACACAACCUUUGUCAUGUGUCAACCAUGCAUUGAUCAUUUGCUUUGAUGCAUUGCUCUUGAUUAUGCUCUUAUUCAAUGUGAUUCAGAAGAAAUCAUCAAAGUCUGCAUACUUUCCGGGCCACGUUCAUGGAAAUUCACGUUUGCAGAUUAUAACUGCCGUUUUUAAUGGUGUUUUGGGAUUGUUAUACCUGGGCUUUGGUAUUUGGAUGUUAGAGGAGAGGUUAAGGUUGUCCCAUACUGUUUUACCUCUACAUUGGUGGUUUCUAGUUCUGUUUCAUGGAUUCGCAUGGUUGUCAUUGGGCUUAACCGUAAGCCUUAGAGGAAAACAUUUUCCAAAAGGUCCGUUGAGGCUUUUGUCAAUUCUUGCCUUCGUGUUUGCCGGAAUUGUUUUUGGUUUGUCAGUCUUUGCUGCCCUUUCUAACAAACAAGUGUCAACUAAGGUAGCUUUAGAUGUCCUUUCUUUUGUUGGAGCAAUAUUAUUGUUAGUAUGCACUUACAAGGGCUACAAAUAUGAAGAAAUUGAUGAGACUGGUUACACCCCCUUGAAUGGUGAGGCCAAUGGAAGCACUAAAACUGAGCCUGUUACCAUAAAUCCAUUUUCCAAAGCUGGGUUUUUAAGUAUUAUGUCGUUUUGGUGGUUGAACCCAUUGAUGAAAAGGGGCAAGGAGAAAACUCUUAACAAUGAAGAUAUACCCAAAUUGCGUGAGGAAGAUCGAGCAGAAGCGUGUUACUUGCUAUUCAUGGAGCAACUUAAUAAGCAAAAACAAAUUGAUCCGUCAUCUCAACCUUCAAUUUGGAGGACAAUAGUUAUAUGCCACUGGACGGAGAUUUUAGUGUCUGGUUUCUUUGCACUACUAAAGAUCAUUACCAUCUCUGCUGGUCCACUGCUUCUCAAUGCUUUCAUUGAAGUAGCUGAAGGUAACGAAAGUUUUAAAUAUGAGGGAUAUGUGUUGGCCAUUUCUCUUUUCUUUUCAAAGAGCAUAGAGUCCUUGGCGCAAAGGCAGUGGUACUUUCGAAGCAGACUUAUUGGUCUAAAAGUAAGGUCUUUGCUAACAGCAGCCAUUUAUAAGAAGCAAUUAAGACUAUCCAAUGCUGCUAAGGCCACACACUCAGCUGGCGAGAUAAUGAACUAUGUUUCCACAGAUGCUUAUCGGAUUGGAGAGUUUCCUUAUUGGUUUCAUCAAACUUGGACUACAAGCCUCCAGCUCUGCUUUGCUUUGAUAAUCUUGUUUCGUGCAGUAGGGCUUGCGACUAUUGCAGCCUUGGUGGUGAUAAUUCUCACAGUGCUUUGCAAUACUCCCCUCGCUAAAUUACAGCAUAAAUUCCAGUCUAGGCUCAUGGUGGCCCAAGAUGAGCGGCUCAAGGCUAGUUCAGAGGCUCUCGUGAGCAUGAAAGUUUUGAAACUAUAUGCGUGGGAAAGUCAUUUCAAGAAUGUCAUCGAAAACUUGAGGAAAGUAGAAUAUAAAUGGUUAUCAGCAGUUCAGUUGCGUAAAUCAUACAAUAGCUUUCUCUUUUGGUCUUCCCCUGUAUUGGUCUCAACCGCCACUUUUGGGGCUUGCUACUUUCUUGGAGUACCUUUAUAUGCUAGUAAUGUUUUUACAUUUGUAGCAACUUUGCGUCUUGUUCAGGAACCUGUUAGAUCUAUCCCUGAUGUAAUUGGGGUGGUCAUUCAAGCAAACGUGGCGUUUUCGAGGAUUGUGAAUUUUCUUGAGGCACCUGAGCUGGAGAAUAAAAACACCCGGAAAAAAUGCAACAUGGAAAUGAAAGACUACAACAUCUUCAUUAAAUCUGCCAAUCUAUCAUGGGAAGAGAAUCCAUCGAAGCCCACACUUAGAAAUAUUAAUUUAGAGGUUCGACCUGGUGAAAAGGUGGCCAUAUGUGGAGAGGUCGGUUCAGGCAAAUCAACUCUUCUCGCUGCAAUCCUAGGCGAGGUUCCAAAUGUCCAGGGAACUAUUCAAGUAUAUGGGACUGUUGCCUAUGUUUCUCAGUCAGCUUGGAUCCAGACAGGGACUAUACGAGAAAAUAUUUUAUUUGGAUCAGCCUUGGAUAAUCAGAGAUACCAAGAUACAUUAGAGAAGUGCUCUUUGGUGAAGGACCUCGAGUUGUUACCCCACGGAGAUCUCACUGAAAUAGGGGAAAGAGGUGUUAAUCUCAGUGGUGGUCAGAAGCAGCGAAUCCAACUUGCCCGUGCACUGUAUCAGGAUGCUGAUAUAUAUCUCUUGGACGAUCCAUUCAGUGCCGUUGAUGCACACACUGCCACAAGCCUAUUUAAUGAAUAUGUUAUGGAAGCUCUUUCAGGGAAGACGGUCUUACUCGUGACACACCAAGUGGAUUUUCUUCCAGCAUUCAAUUCUGUUUUGUUGAUGUUAGAUGGAGAAAUCCUACAUGCUGCUCCUUAUCACGAGUUAUUGGCCUCGAGUCAAGAAUUUCAGGACCUUGUCAAUGCACACAAAGAGACUGCUGGCUCCGAAAGGGUUGUAGAGGUAUCCAAGAAGUCUAAAACUCCAGCCAAAGAGAUCAAGAAGACACAUAUCGAGAAGAAAUCUAAAGCAUCUGAAGGUGAUCAGUUGAUUAAACAAGAAGAGAGAGAAGUAGGAGACAUUGGAUUGAAGCCCUAUAUACAGUAUUUAAAUCAGAACAGAGGCUACUUGUUUUUCUCCAUGGCUGCUCUUUGUCACCUUACAUUUGUGAUUGGUCAGAUACUACAGAACUCUUGGAUGGCUGCAAAUGUUGAAAAUCCUCAAGUCAGCACAUUGCAAUUGAUUACAGUUUACUUGGCAAUUGGAUUUACCUCGACAAUAUUUUUGCUCGGUAGAUCUCUAUCCACAGUUGCUUUGGGUCUGCAAUCAUCAAAAUCUUUGUUUUCACAGUUAUUAAACUCCCUUUUUCGUGCGCCCAUGUCAUUUUAUGAUUCUACGCCUCUGGGAAGGAUACUGAGUCGAGUGUCAUCUGAUUUGAGUAUUGUUGAUCUUGAUGUUCCAUUUAGCUUUAUCUUCUGUGUUGGGGCUACCACAAAUGCGUAUUCUAAUCUUGCGGUGUUAGCUGUUGUUACUUGGCCAGUCCUGUUUGUCUCCGUACCAAUGGUUCUUUUUGCAAUUCGCAUACAGAGAUACUACUUUGCCACUGCGAAAGAAUUGAUGCGGCUCAAUGGCACAACCAAGUCUUUGGUAGCAAACCAUCUCGCUGAGUCCAUAGCAGGAUCCAUGACAAUAAGAGCUUUUGAGGAGGAAGAUCGGUUCUUUGUGAAGAAUCUUGACCUCAUUGAUGUAAAUGCUAGUCCAUUUUUCCACAGUUUUGCAGCAAAUGAGUGGUUGAUCCAGCGGCUCGAAACACUUACUGCAGUUGUUCUCUCCUCAUCAGCACUGUGCAUGGUUUUGCUCCCUUCUGGAACUUUCAGCUCUGGAUUUAUUGGAAUGGCUUUGUCCUAUGGUCUCUCAUUGAACAUGUCCUUUGUUAUGUCCAUUCAAAACCAGUGCACUCUAGCAAAUUACAUAAUUUCUGUAGAAAGGCUCAACCAAUAUAUGCACAUACCAAGUGAAGCUCCAGAAGUGAUAGAAGAGAACCGACCCCCUGUCAAUUGGCCAACUGUGGGUAAAGUGGAGAUUCAAGAUUUGAAGAUCAGAUAUAGGCCUGAUGCACCACUUGUUCUGCGUGGGAUAAGUUGCACAUUUGAAGGAGGGCACAAAAUUGGUAUUGUUGGAAGAACUGGCAGUGGGAAGACAACUCUGAUAGGUGCUUUAUUUCGUCUAGUGGAGCCUGUAGGGGGCAAGAUUGUGGUAGACGGAAUUGACAUAUCUACGCUUGGACUUCAUGAUUUAAGGUCACGUUUUGGGAUUAUACCUCAAGAUCCUACUCUUUUUAAUGGAACCGUGAGAUACAAUUUGGAUCCCUUAUCUCAACAUACCGAUCACGAAAUAUGGGAGGCUCUUGGGAAGUGUCAGCUCAGAGAUGCUGUUGUGGAGAAAGAAGAUGGCCUAGACUCCUUGGUUGCGGAUGAUGGUUCGAAUUGGAGCAUGGGACAGAGGCAACUGUUUUGCUUGGGGCGUGCCCUAUUGAGGAGAAGCAAGAUAUUGGUGCUCGACGAAGCUACUGCAUCAAUUGACAAUGCAACCGAUUUGAUUUUACAAAGAACCAUCAGGACUGAGUUUGCGGACUGCACAGUGAUCACCGUGGCCCAUAGAAUACCAACUGUGAUGGAUUGCACGAUGGUUCUGGCUGUGAGCGAUGGAAAAUUGGUAGAGUAUGAUGAGCCAAUGAAGUUAAUGAAAACAGAAGGUUCACUGUUUGGGCGACUUGUCAAGGAAUACUGGUCUCAUUAUCACUCUGCAGAAUCUCAUUGAUGCUUACCAUAAUGUCUUAUGUUGCCGGUACUCAUAUGUGGCGAUUCUACCAGUAUCAUGUUUGAAAAUCCCAUCUUUUCACAGUCAGUCCAUGCCCUGAGGUUGGAAGGUUUGCAUCAUAUAGAUAGCCAGUGAAAACUAUGAACUCUCAAGAGCCUUUCUAAAUUGGGUUUGAGGGAUCAGAAGGAGGAAAAGUUGGACAGUAAAGGGUAGAAACUGUCAAAUGGGAUGGAUGUAUAUAUAGUAUUAGAAUAACAAUGGAGACCCUUUUAAAAUGGAAUAGGUUGGGGACCGGAAAAUCCUAUCCCAUUUUGCCAUUGUGUGUAAUGUAUCUUGCUGUAUUCGGUGGGUGUUGUGCACCCAUUUUUGGUAAGGCAGUGUAGGUUAUCAUUUAUCUCAAACACAACAUUGCUUUGGAAUGCAUUCUUCAGCCUUUUUGCAGACUCACUCUUUGCUACAUGCUCUUUCUUAAACACAACAUUGCUUUGGAGUGCAUUCUUUAGCCUUUCUGCAGACUCACUCUUUGCUACAUGCUCUUUCUUAAGGCUUUCUGCCGACUCACUUUUGUUAAUGCCACAUUUCUUUUCACUCAA